AUGGCACGAAUGAACCGCCCAGCUCCUGUGGAACUCACAUACAAGAACAUGAGAUUUCUUAUUACACACAAUCCAACCAAUGCAACUUUAAGCAAAUUUAUAGAGGAACUUAAGAAGUAUGGAGUUACCACAAUAGUAAGAGUAUGCGAAGCAAAUUAUGACACUGCUCUUGUGAAGAAAGAAGGCAUCCAUGUUCUUGAUUGGCCUUUUGAUGAUGGUGCACCACCAUCCAACCAGAUUGUUGAUGAUUGGUUAAGUCUUGUAAAAAUUAAGUUUCAUGAAGAACCUGGUUGUUGCAUUGCUGUUCAUUGUGUUGCAGGUCUUGGACAAAAGCGGCAUGGAGCUUUUAACAGCAAGCAACGUUUGUAUUUGGAGAAGUACCGUCCUAAAAUGCGGCUCCGCUUCAAAGACUCCAAUGGUCACAGAAACAACUGUUGCAUUCAAUAAAACUGGGGUGCCUGAGGCUAUUGCCUUGGAAGUGGAACUUGAGAGAGGAAGGAUCUAAUUUGUCAUACAUAUUAGCCAAUGUGUUGGUGAAUAAGUCUAAUGAAGCUUCCAUAGGA
Choloepus didactylus (southern two-toed sloth) is the source of this 563-nucleotide messenger RNA. Its product is annotated as protein tyrosine phosphatase type IVA 1-like. The transcript has 2 exons. Gene Ontology annotation, biological process: protein dephosphorylation. Gene Ontology annotation, cellular component: nucleus. The coding region runs from base 1 to 447 and encodes 148 amino acids. NCBI's taxonomy places the organism in Eukaryota, Metazoa, Chordata, Mammalia, Pilosa, Megalonychidae. Gene Ontology annotation, molecular function: protein tyrosine phosphatase activity. The record is from RefSeq and is a predicted model, not a curated record.